Molecule: messenger RNA, 3165 nt
Organism: Fundulus heteroclitus (mummichog)
Lineage: Eukaryota; Metazoa; Chordata; Actinopteri; Cyprinodontiformes; Fundulidae
Gene: gramd1c
Product: GRAM domain containing 1c
Exons: 18
Coding region: 147-2129 (660 amino acids)
Biological process (GO): intracellular sterol transport
Cellular component (GO): plasma membrane; endoplasmic reticulum membrane; endoplasmic reticulum-plasma membrane contact site
Molecular function (GO): sterol transfer activity; sterol binding
Source: RefSeq, a predicted model, not a curated record
GAAACGAGCGGAAGGAGGAGGACGUCUGCCUCUCCUUUAAGGGGGCUCCAGGAGCGACCGAACCCACUUUUUUUUUAUUUUUAUAAAACGUCGGUCUGAUCAGAGCAGGAGCCCUGGGUCCUUUCCGCGUCAGCCCAGGGGAGACCAUGGACCAGCUAUCCAGCCGGUCAGGGAUUGGCAGCGAUGAAGUUACGGAUGAAACGGGAUCCCUGGCAGACGUCAGGCUGAGCUCGGACGAAGACAGCUCCGAUGCUCUGGCUCCGUGUCUCGCUGUGCCUCAAUCUCCUCUGCCGAGCUACAAACAGAGGGUGGAAGAGUUCAAGAGGCUGUUCAAGGAGGUGCCUGAAUCUGAAAUACUCAUAUUAGACUAUCCCUGUGCCCUCCAUCGGGACAUUCUCCAUCAGGGACGCCUAUAUCUCUCCGAGAACUGGCUCUGUUUCUACAGCAAUGUGUUUCGUGGCACAAAGAUUGCACUGUCUCUCAAAGACGUCACCUCAAUGUCCAGAGAGAAAACGGCGCGAUUUAUCCCCAAUGCCAUCCAGAUCUGCGCGAACGAUGAGAAGUAUUUCUUUGCUUCCUUCUCUGCAAGAGAGAAAAGCUAUCUGAGCGUUUUCCGCAUGUGGCAGAACACUCUGCUGAACAAGUCUCUGACGUGCCCAGAGCUGUGGCAGAUGGUUAAGCAGCAUUAUGGCAACGAUCUGGGCCUGAGCAAUGAGGACAUGGAGAGUUUACAGGUGUCACCAGCAGAAUCAAGCGGGCAGACCAGCCUGCAGCAGAAGCUCAACGGCGGUGGUGACGAUGGUGUUGGAAGACCGGAGCGGCCCAACAGCCUCCGCCUCCCGGUGGUGGAGUACGGUCCGUUGCAGAGCUCCACUCCUCAAGCCGAGGACCUCCCCUCUUCCAUCAGCUCACCGAAGGCCCCCAACGUGGACGAGUCUCGCAACAGCCCGCUUCUGCCGAGAAGUCCGGCUCCCUCGAUGGAGAGGCGCGUCCCGGAGCGCCUUUCCAAGCGUUCGGCGCAGUCCCUCGACCUCAACGCCAACGAGAACAACGAGUCGGAGCAAAGCGGCUCAGAAACCUUCGACGAUGUGGAGGACCGACUCAGCGGGUCCGAGGAGCCGGGGCGGCUGUAUCUCAACAGGGUUUUCCACAUAAGCGCCAACAAAAUGUUCGAGCUGCUCUUCACAGACUCCAGCUUCACUCGCAGGUUUCUGCACACCCGCAGGAUAACAAAUCUCAACUUCACUGCUUGGCAGAAGGACGAGUCGGGGAACAACAAGCGGAACCUGAACUACACGAUAACCAUCAAUAACCCGCUGAUUGGGAAGUUCUCCACUGCUACAGAGACACAGACUCUGUACAAAGAAUCCAGGGAGGGUCAGUACUACCUGGUGGAUGCCGAGGUGUACACUCAUGACGUUCCCUACCAUGACUACUUCUACACGCAAAACCGCUACUACAUCAUAAGCGUCUCCAAGAGGAAGUGCCGACUAAGGGUGUACUCUGACGUGAAGUACAGGAAGCAACCAUGGGGUCUAGUCAAAUCCUUCAUUACCAAAAACUCCUGGAGUGGCAUUGAAGAAAAUUUUAAACAGCUGGAAGCUGAACUGCUGGAGGAGGAGGCGGAGAUGAACCAGGCAGCCGUGGAGUCGGGGAAGCUGGGAGGGGUCCGCCGGAGGAGGCGAACGUUCAGCCGGACCCUGCUGGAUCAUAAAAGGCCCAGCAAGCAGUACGGGCAGGAUCCGGAGCACAGAGACGGCAACAGGGGCCCCGCAGAAAUGACGGGCACACACAGAUGGAGCACUACGGCGAUAGUUGCUGCCAUGAGUCUGAUUCUGCUGAUCCUGGUGGUGCUGAAUCUGGGCUUGUUUUUCAAGCUGUGGGCCAUGGAGGACGUGGCUCACCGCAUGUACCUGACGACGAAGCACCGACUGAGGGAGAGGAUGGAGACCAGGUUUGGAGCACAGUACGGUCCCAAACCAGGGCCAGGGGUCGGGCCCAAUGAGGACAUGCAGCUGCUAAAAACGGUCCUGCAGGACUCCAUUCAGCUCCUAGAACAACUUCGUACCUCUCUGGUUCUGCUCCAGCAGAACUUUGCCAUGGCCAAUCGAACAGCAGCACCGCAGUGACCUUCCCCCGCAGCACACCGAGGCCGCGCUCACCUCCGUGGUGAAAGACCAGCCGCCGGGUGCAUCAGGCUCCCCAGAGGAGUCCUGGUAUCCACAGCUUUGUUGCUCCGCUGGCGUCUCCAGACGUGUUGCCAGGGUUUCGAUCCAGCGCGGCGGGACGACCCUGGUGACGGAGCUGGCCUCUGGAGAACCUGGAGCAGCGGGUGUAAACUUGUUCAGGGUUUUUAAAAUGCUGGCAUCAUGUUUCUCUGUUUUUUACCCAGAGCUGUGCCACAUGCAGGUGAUAAUGUAAAUAUUUAUCCUGGUUUUUUUUGUUGUUUUUAGCUUUGCUACGUGCAUUAAUAUUUAAGAAUUUUAAUUUUUUUUUUUGCACAAGUCUUGUGAAUACCUCUCAAUCUUGUUUUUAAUCCUAAUUAAAAAACAAAAACGAAACUGUGGACUCAGUGAUUCAAACUUGAAAGUUUAUUUGUCGUUUAGUGAUCAUAAAUCUUGUCGGUGCCAGUUUUGGUUUAGGUGUUUGGUUUAUUUUUUUUUCCACAUUUAAUUUAUAUAUCAGGGAUCGCAUAUUUGUGAUUAUGACGUGCCUGGCCUAGAUCACUGUGUAUAAUUCAUAUUUCUCUCUUUGUAUGUUCUGAUUUUGAUUCAUAAAGGUUGAAGUUUUUUUUUUUUUUUUUUUUUUUCUGCUGGUGACACACGGUACAGUUGAGCCAGGUUUAUUGUUUACAAUGUUUCUCCUCCUGAAUGUUAGGACAGCCCUGUUUCAUUCAGCUCUUCUUCAUGCUGUGUGACUAAAUGAUUACUUUCUACAUUAAAAAGUUCAGGAUAGCUUCUUUUUUCUUUCUUUCUGUGUGUCACCAUUUUCCUGCUGAUGGAAGGAUAUUUGAUCUGUAUAGAAAUGUUCACUCCUUUGCAUUAGUCACCUCACGUGUUAGUUUGAACACUAAAGCUGAUUUUUAAGGCUAGCUGGACUUUAUAUCCUCGAAAGGGAAAAACAAUAAAUGAUUAAAUGAAACUAAAGCCCAACGUCUGACCAGAA